GGACAUCGACUGUAAUCUGUUCAUAGAAAUAAAACAACCAUUUUAAAUUGCUUCUAAACCCUACCUUCUUCGGCUUUCUCCCGACCAUCCGCCGCUACCCUCCAUCGUCGCCGCCGCGGUGCAAUUAUCUGCUUAAGGCUGACGUUAGCUUCUAUUAGAUUCUGUUCCUGAAUGGCAUUUGUCGUAAAAUCCCCAUUUUGCAUCAGCCGCACAGCUUGGCGAGGAAACAAUCAAAUGCUAAAUCCAUCUUCCGACUCGAGAAUUGGGAAUUCAGUAGGUAUUAGAAUCAAUUCGAGGUUUCCUACUGGGCGGGAUUUCUCGGUCAAGAUGUCAAGCGCACAAGUAGAAUCUCUCCAGCUGGUGCCUACUGUUGCACCACCCAAGGAUCUUGGAAUUCCUAUCAUGGUGAAUGGUUGUACUGGAAAAAUGGGGAGGGCUGUGCUCGAAGCAGCUAUGGCCGCUGGGCUUAACCCUGUUCCUGUAGCGUUAGGCGGUCCAGACGAUUCAGGGAAGAUCUUGGAUUUUGGUGGGAAACAGAUUGAAGUGCAUGGUCCCUCCGACAGAGAAUCUGUUCUAUCUUCUGCGUUUAGUGAUUAUCCGAACCUGAUUGUAGUGGACUACACAUUGCCAGCUGCUGUGAAUGACAAUGCUGCACUGUACUGUAAAGUUGGAGUACCUUUUGUAAUGGGAACCACUGGAGGAGACAGGGAACUUCUGUAUAAGACUGUGGCCGACUCGAAUGUUUAUGCUGUGAUAUCUCCCCAAAUGGGUAAACAGGUGGUGGCAUUUCUUGCAGCAAUGGAAAUUAUGGCAAAACAAUUUCCAGGCGCAUUUUCUGGGUAUAAUCUACAAGUAAUGGAGUCGCAUCAAGCUAGCAAGGUGGAUAUAUCUGGAACUGCUAAGGCUGUCAUCACAUGUUUCGAAGAUCUGGGGGCCUCAUUUGAACGAGACCAGAUCCAGCUAAUACGGGACCCUAGAAUGCAAAUUGAGAUGGUGGGAGUCCCAGAAGAGCAUUUAAAUGGUCAUGCAUUCCACAUGUAUCACCUAACAUCACCUGAUGGAACUGUUUCCUUCGAGUUUCAGCACAAUGUUUGUGGCAGAUCAAUUUAUGCAGAAGGCACUGUGGAUGCUGUACUUUUCCUCGCUAAAAAGGUUAAAUCCAAUUCAGACAAGCGGAUAUAUGAUAUGAUUGAUGUUCUCCGCGAGGGUAACAUGAGAUAAGAACGCAUCUACUUUUAUUUUUUCAUGCUAGUCUCUUGUCCUUGCAAUGUUUCUGUCAAGUAGAAGGAAGCAAAUUUUGGCUCUGUGGAUGCUGAGGAGAUUCCCAAUGGAAACUAAAAAUACCAUGUGCUUUAUCAGCAACAAAUUCCCUCGUCAAAACGAAGAUACGCAUGUUUUGCUAUGUUCCCUCGACAAGUGGUCAGUUCAAUGUUGUUGCUUUAGGCCUCGUUACGGAAUAAGAUUAGUUCCUGAUAACCUAAUAUGUGAUUAUCUCAUGUUUUUAAUUCAUGAUUAUAAAAUCCUUGUAUCCUGUAAUAUUUGCAAAAUAUGUUGUUUGAGAAUGAUGACUAUAUUGGAUUUUUUUUUUA
Molecule: messenger RNA, 1589 nt
Organism: Erythranthe guttata (spotted monkey flower)
Lineage: Eukaryota; Viridiplantae; Streptophyta; Magnoliopsida; Lamiales; Phrymaceae
Product: 4-hydroxy-tetrahydrodipicolinate reductase 2, chloroplastic
Cellular component (GO): chloroplast stroma
Molecular function (GO): 4-hydroxy-tetrahydrodipicolinate reductase activity; NADPH binding
Source: RefSeq, a predicted model, not a curated record